GCACUGUCUGAAUUAGGGAGAAGAAUCGUCUCUGACCGGUGUAACAGUAACAGCUUGUUGUUGUCAUUUUCCUGACGAGCUAGCCGAUGCUAGCCUUUGUCGUAUUUCAGUAAAUAUUGCUAUUUGGCAGGAUGUCAGGAUGGAGGACGUCCCUGCCCUGCCAGACAGCCUGGUGCUGGAAAUUUUUCACCAUCUUCCCCAUAAUGCAGUGCUGAAGGCUGGCCUGACCUGCCACCAGUGGUUGGCGGUCUCCCGGGAUGAGUUCCUCUGGAGAGAGCUCUUCUACAGCUACUAUCGCAUCCCUCGGUCCGUGCCAAGGCAUCCAGCGGCGGUGUCCUGGUACAGAGAGUUCAAGCGUCUGUACGACUGUAUCCCGUGUGUGGAGGUGCAGACACUGAAGGAGCAUCAUGACCAGGUGCUGCACCUGGCCUUCUCCCACCGGGGCCACCGCUUUUCCUCCUGUUCCAAGGACUGCACUGUCAAGCUUUGGGACACAGAGCGUCCGGACGGCACCAUCGCACUGGUGCACAGCUCCAGCAUGCGGGACUUCAACUGGGGCUACACGCAGUUCUCGCAGUUCAAUGCUGACGACACCCUUCUGCUGGUGUCCGGGGUCUACCUAGGCCCCCACCACUCUUCCUCGGGGGAGAUCGCCGUCAUCAGCUUAGAAAAUUACACACUUCUGUCCCGAGUGCGGAAUAAGCCCUAUGAUGUUUUUGGCUGCUGGCUGAAUGAGACCCAUCUAAUUUCGGGCAAUCUACACUGGAUCGGUAACAUGACCUCCUGCUCUGUGCUCUGGCUCAACAAAGCCUUCCAGGAUGUGGAGUCUGAGAACGUGAACGUGGUUAAGCGCCUCUUCAAGAUCCAGAACAUCAACGCCAGCACCAUUCGCACGGUUAUGGUGGCCCACUGCCGGCGCCACGACACGCCGGACCUUUUGCUGGACUAUGAGGCCCAGUCACAGGCCCGCGCCCUGGCCCAGCAGGCUGGCCACAAGAACCAGCACCAGCCGCUGCUCUUUGACCUGGGCGGCACGGACAGCGAGGAGGAAGAGGAGGGGUGUGACGAGGAGGAAGACGAGCAGCAGCCGCAUGGAGGUGUGAGGCCGCUGGCGGCUCACGUGCCCCAGCUAAAGCUUGCCCCACUGGAGCGCGUCAUCCAGGGUCGGUGCAGUGGCGUGACUGAGGAGCGCGAGCUGGAGACUAAAGUGGCCAUGUUGAUGGGUCAGUCUCACACCAAAGCGUCCGAUCCGUCUUCACUCUCCAACUGCGGCGCCGAGGGGUCCGAGGACAAGACCUACCUGCUCUUCACCACCGGCAGCCUUACUUACUCCCCCCACCAAAUAGGCAUCAAACGCAUCAUGCCGGACCAGAUGACCACCUGUGGGCCCGUUCUGGGCGAGGAGCGCAGCUCAGAUGAGUUCUUCGACUCACUUGAUCACGUCAUCGACAUUCACGGCCACAUCAUUGGCAUGGGCCUCUCCCCGGACCACAGAUACCUGUACGUGAACAGCAGAGCAUGGCCGGCAAACUGCGUGAUCUCUGACCCCAUGUCUCCGCCCCCCAUCGCCGAGGAGAUUGACCUGCACGUCAUCGACCUGAAGAGCCUGCGCGAGGAGAGGCGGAGCCUCAGGGCCCACCGCGCAUUCACGCCCAAUGACGAGUGCUUCUUCAUCUUCCUGGACGUCAGCAGGGACUUCGUUGCCAGUGGUGCAGAGGACAAGCACGGCUACAUCUGGGACCGCCAUUACAACAUCUGCCUGGCCAAGCUGCAGCACACAGACGUGGUGAACUCCGUGGCCUUCAGUCCGGCCGACCAGGAGCUGCUGCUCUCGGCCAGCGACGACUCCACCAUCAAGGUGUGGCGCUCGCCCCGCAUGGUGCGCCUGGCCCAGUCCCCGUCGCGGCCCAUGCGGCCCCGCAACAUCCUCGCGUCCCUGCUCAGCCGCCGGACCUCCAACCUUAACACCAACGGCAACGUCAACAUCAACAUCAAUGGCAAGCCCUGACAGAGCAGGCAAGCGAGAGAGAGAGCUGAGGAAGGCUUUGGGAGAAGAGGAUUCCCAACUCACACUCCAGGAGGGUUUGGGGGAGGAGGGGGCUGGUGACGACUUCUUGACUCCAUCCACAUUGCUGCCUUUAAUUCACCCCCACCCCUUCCCUCUGUUGAGACCGAUGCCUCCAACCUCAGUUUCUUGCAAAGGCCCAUGGGAACUUGGAGGACUACUGCAGGUCGGAGCCCCCAUGAGGCGCACUUAAAACAGCUUCGCUCUUACUGCCAGAGGGGGAGUAGGGUGGUGGUGGGAAACAUCUGGCAAGGCUGGACUGAUCUUAUAGAAAUGUCCGGCUCUUGAGGUGAAAUUAACCUUAGGGUGUCCUGGUUGUCCUGUGAAAGACAGGAAGUACUUGCAAGACCUGCAAGGCCAAGGCAUCGGAAGGAUUUCACAGAGCGAAAGACAAAAAAAAUGGUGUUUUUAUUUUACUGCAAUGAUUACAGAAAGAAUAAAUCAGGUGUUCUGUCUCAGAGACAGAAUGGCGGAAAAUGUUCUCAGUUGUAAGGAGAGAGGGUAAGAGAUGACGCAACGAUGAAGUGAGAAAUUUGUGUGGCUGAGAAACGUGUGUGCCGGAUCACUUUUGUGUCUUCACGUAUGCAGGUUUUAAACCCUUCACAAUCCAACAGUGUUGAACUCCACUAACGCGUGCACGUGUGCAUGAAUGUACAUUAUACUGUUACAGCUUCAGGUUUGUUUUACUUUUCGUCAUUUUUGUUUUGAGUUGUUUAUAAUGCUCAAAUUUGGGUCAACACAAAGAAACCACGCAUAGGAUAAGAGAGGAGGAACCCAGGAUAAAUAUAGUGAGAAACUAUAGACACCCCUUUCUGUUCUCAUACAGUCAUAUGGCUAAGCCACGGAAUGCAUUAAAGGCAAUCAAUCCUAUUAGCCUAGUCUGUCAUCUUUUAGAAGUACCUCAUGACCAAUCAUCUGGAUAGGUUUGUUUUUGUUUUCAUAUUCAAUCUGGACAAAGGAGAAACAAUCAACAAACCUUAUGCCAUUUCAACCAACUUGUAGCGCAUGACUGUUGAGUAGUGAAGCUCAUCAGUCCAUCUAGGGCACAACAAAUCUUAUGUUCAUUGCUGUUAAUAAGAUAACCCCGCCCUGUUAAAAAUGUUUUGGUCUUUGCCUGUGUUGUGAAAUUUGCCCUUAAAUCUGUAAAAGCAUGCAAUCAUUUUCCUCGUUUGGUGGAGUGGAGGCUUGAAGGUAAACGUGAGGCCCUCUAGAAGAUCAUUGGUAAUUACAUACCAACUCUUUCAAAUUUUAAGCAAAGUGAGAUUUAAAAAAAAAAGAAAAAAACGGAAAAAAAAACUUAACUCACGUGUAGUGAUUUGGUGUGAGUGACAAUUGUGUAUUUUCCCUAUUUUGUUUUAAUGUUAGAAAAAUAUGUGGCUUUCGGUGGAUUUGGUGAACACCCCAAAAUGGUUUGGUCAAGAAAUUUCUCCCUGGUGCUUUCUGCAUCUUUCCCCUUCUUUAAGUAUUUGUUUCCUCUUUAGCAUGUUUGUCUCACUCAACCCCCAUUUUUUGGUCACUGUCCGAUCCUGCGUACUGAGAAAUAAAAAACCCGCCUGUGUGAUGUUUAAAAUACUUUUGAAAUAAACUAUUUCACUUUUAUCUCA
This is a messenger RNA of Alosa alosa (allis shad), 3669 nucleotides long. It is a transcript of the gene fbxw5, whose product is annotated as F-box and WD repeat domain containing 5. Gene Ontology annotation, molecular function: protein binding. NCBI's taxonomy places the organism in Eukaryota, Metazoa, Chordata, Actinopteri, Clupeiformes, Clupeidae. Gene Ontology annotation, biological process: protein ubiquitination. The record is from RefSeq and is a predicted model, not a curated record. The transcript is spliced from 10 exons. The coding region runs from base 140 to 2008 and encodes 622 amino acids. Gene Ontology annotation, cellular component: Cul4-RING E3 ubiquitin ligase complex; SCF ubiquitin ligase complex.